Messenger RNA from Prosopis cineraria, 3549 nucleotides. Its product is annotated as dynamin-2B-like. Gene Ontology annotation, molecular function: GTP binding; GTPase activity; microtubule binding. Bases 317 to 3097 code for a protein of 926 amino acids. NCBI's taxonomy places the organism in Eukaryota, Viridiplantae, Streptophyta, Magnoliopsida, Fabales, Fabaceae. Gene Ontology annotation, cellular component: microtubule; cytoplasm; membrane. The record is from RefSeq and is a predicted model, not a curated record. The transcript is spliced from 22 exons.
AUUCAAAAUAAAAGAGACGAGAGAAGCAUUUGAAAAAGCUUAGAGAGAGAGAGAGUGGUGUGUGUGUUGCGGUUUGAAUUCUCUCUCUCAAAUUGAAGAAAGAUUAGUAAUUGUUCAUUUCACUGUUUGGAAUCUCAUUGGUGGAGUUCAAGUUCAGUCUUUUGGAUUCAGAGAGAUCUGAUUUAUACACUUAGAUCGUUGUGAAUCACUUGUUAGGGUUCGAUUUCGAUCGAUCCCGAUAUAGUACUCAUAUUUUGGACUCAAAUAAACUUACAGGUGAACAGUUGUGGGUUUGGAUCCUUGAUUUCCGCAAUUGAUGGAGGCGAUCGAGGAGUUGUCCCAGCUUGCUGUUGCGAUGCGCCAAGCUGCAGCAGUGCUCGCCGACGAAGAUGUUGAUGAGUCGAACCCCAACUCAUCUUCAAGGAGGCCCUCCACUUUCCUCGAUGUUGUAGCACUGGGCAACGUUGGUGCUGGUAAGUCUGCUGUUUUGAACAGUUUGAUUGGGCAUCCUGUUCUGCCUACUGGUGAAAAUGGUGCUACACGGGCUCCUAUAUGCAUUGAUCUACAGCAGGAUGGUUCCUUGAGCAGCAAGUCAAUUGUCUUGCAGAUUGAUAAUAAGUCGCAACAAGUUUCUGCAAGUGCUUUACGGCAUUCAUUACAGGAUAGAUUGAGUAAAGGUGUCUCAGGAAAGAGCCGAGAUCAAAUAUAUUUGAAACUACGGACAAGCACAGCGCCACCACUCAAGUUAGUAGAUUUACCUGGAUUGGACCAGCGCAUUAUGGAUGAAUCAAUGGUUAGUGAAUAUGCAGAGCAUAAUGAUGCUAUUUUGCUGGUUAUAGUACCUGCUGCUCAAGCACCUGAAGUUGCCUCAUCUCGAGCCUUAAGAGUUGCCAAGGAAUAUGAUGGGGAAGGUACAAGGACCAUUGGGGUUAUAAGUAAAAUUGAUCAAGCUGCAUCAGACCAGAAGGCUCUGGCUGCAGUUCAAGCACUUCUAGCAAAUAAGGGUCCUGCAAGAACAUCAGAUAUACCUUGGGUUGCUUUGAUAGGUCAAUCAGUUUCAAUAGCAACAGCACAGUCUGGAUCUGCUGGUUCUGAAAGUUCAUUGGAAACUGCAUGGAGGGCAGAGAGCGAAAGCCUUAAAUCGAUAUUGACUGGAGCUCCUCCAAGUAAACUUGGAAGGAUAGCUUUGGUGGAUGCUUUGGCAAAGCAGAUUCGGAAUCGUAUGAAGCUCAGGCUGCCUAACCUUCUGUCUGGGUUGCAAGGGAAGUCUCAGAUAAUUCAAGAUGAAUUGGUGAGGCUUGGUGAGAAAAUGGUUACCACUGCAGAGGGUACACGUGCCAUAGCCUUGGAACUUUGCCGUGAAUUUGAGGAUAAGUUCUUACAACAUAUUACCACUGGUGAGGGAUCUGGAUGGAAAAUUGUUGCUAGUUUUGAGGGGAGUUUUCCUAAUAGAAUGAAGCAAUUACCUUUAGAUAGGCAUUUUGACAUCAACAAUGUAAAAAGGAUUGUGCUAGAAGCUGACGGUUAUCAGCCAUAUCUCAUUUCCCCUGAAAAGGGAUUAAGAUCUCUGAUUAAAGGCGUCCUGGAGCUUGCAAAAGAACCAUCACGGCUUUGUGUGGAUGAGGUACAUCGGGUCCUGAUGGAUAUUGUUUCAGCUGCUGCCAGCGCUACACCUGGUUUAGGAAGAUACCCUUCUUUCAAGAGGGAGGUUGUGGCUAUUGCAACGGCUGCACUGGAUGGAUUUAAAAAUGAGGCAAAGAAAAUGGUGGUGGCACUAGUUGAUAUGGAACGAGCAUUUGUGCCGCCCCAGCACUUCAUUCGUUUGGUGCAAAGGAGGAUGGAAAGGCAGCGUCGGGAGGAGGAGCUGAAAAAUCGGUCCUCAAAGAAAGGGCAUGAUGCUGAACAAUCUUUACUCAACCGGGCAACUAGCCCUCAAACUGGUGGAAGCAUGAAAUCAAUGAAGGAGGAGAAGGACAAAGAUAAGGAAAAGGACAAAUCAGGUCAGGCAGAGAAAGAAGGACAAGAAGCUUCUGGUCUAAAGACUGCUGGUCCUGAAGGAGAAAUAACAGCAGGAUAUUUGUUAAAGAAAAGCGCAAAAACAAAUGGUUGGAGCAGGCGAUGGUUUGUGCUGAAUGCAAAGACGGGAAAGGUUUGCUACUCUUGGUUAUACAAAAAGCAAGAGGAAAGAAACUUCCGUGGUGUUAUUACAUUAGAGGAGUGCAAUGUUGAAGAAACUUCUGAGGAACAGGAUCCUCCAUCUAAAAGCUCAAAGGAUAAGAAGUCCAAUGGACCUGAUUCUAAAAAACUGAAUCUUGUGUUCAAGAUUACUUCCAGAAUUCCAUAUAAAACUGUUCUGAAAGCACAUAGUGCUGUUAUUUUAAAGGCUGAGAGCACUGCUGAUAAAGUUGAAUGGAUCAAUAAAAUAAGUAAUAUUAUACGAGAAAAAGGAGGACAAAUAUUGGUUUCACCUGAGGGUGGCCCUACCAUGAGGCAUAGUCUCUCUGACGGUUCCUUGGAUACAAUGGCUCGAAGGCCUGCUGAUCCUGAAGAAGAACUCAGAUGGAUGGCUCAGGAAGUUCGUGGCUAUGUUGAAGCUGUUCUGAACAGUUUAGCUGCUAAUGUACCGAAGGCAGUUGUCCUUUGCCAAGUUGAAAAGGCUAAGGAAGACAUGCUAAAUCAAUUAUAUAGCUCUGUCAGUGCUCAAAGCACCGCGAAAAUAGAGGAGCUGAUUCAAGAAGACCAUAAUGUAAAGCGUAGGAGAGAGCGUUAUGAGAAACAAUCCUCACUUCUCUCAAAACUGACACGCCAGCUGAGUAUACAUGAUGACAGAGCAGCUGCUGCCUCUAACUGGCCAGAUGAUAAUACACCAGAGAGCAGUCCCAGAAGCACUGGUUCAGGUGGUGAUGACUGGAGAACUGCCUUUGAUGUGGCUGCCAAUGGCCCCAUUAGUCGUAGCAGUUCUUCAAGAUCCAGAUCCAACGGUCAUGGUCGGCCCACCCAGAAUGGUGACAUUAAUUAUGGUCCAAACUCGAGCAGCCGUCGAACACCAACACGGUUACCGCCGGCUCCGCCUGGUUCUUCAGGUUACAAAUACUGACUGAUGGUCGACCGAUGAUUUGCUUGACAAUUCAUGUUUUCAUGCAUUUUUGGAGGGUGUCUGCCCUCAGCCCAGUUCAAAGUUGGGAGGAUAUAUAUGUUGGGACAUGUUUUUUCACCCCUGCAAGGAUAAGGUUGUUUGUGUACAUAGAAGACUGCAGUUAGUAUGAAGUCUUUUGGGCUUGUCCCAUUUAUCUCAGGAGAUCAAGGAGGGCUUGAAUCCACUGGUUAUAUCAUGCAAUUCAAUAUUCUUUUUAUCUUUUUGUUUUAUUUUAUUUUCAUAGCGCCCCCCCCCCCCCAAAAAAAAUUUUAUUUUAUUGAAUGAAAAAGAAGUCUGCUCAUUUUUUGAUGCAAGAUGUAUUUUUGCUUGUUCAGACUACACGUUGGAUUAUCCUAACGAUGAGGGGAUAUUAUAUAAUAUUUCCCUACAUGAUAUUUCCUUUUUUGUUUUAA